Molecule: messenger RNA, 8163 nt
Organism: Oreochromis niloticus (Nile tilapia)
Lineage: Eukaryota; Metazoa; Chordata; Actinopteri; Cichliformes; Cichlidae
Gene: ptprz1b
Product: protein tyrosine phosphatase receptor type Z1b
Exons: 33
Coding region: 278-5944 (1888 amino acids)
Biological process (GO): peptidyl-tyrosine dephosphorylation
Molecular function (GO): protein binding; protein tyrosine phosphatase activity
Source: RefSeq, a predicted model, not a curated record
AGUGGGCGGCGCGCGCGCACAGCUCGUCUCUCACUCUCAGUACAUGCGCGUCCGUAAUCGUCCAACCAGCCAGCGAGCCCGCACUCCUCAAAUCAGACCCAGCCGAACCAACCCGAGCCGAACUACAACGAUCCGAAUCGACAUCACCCCCAGCGCAGUCCAAGGCUGGAGAGCCUGAAUGAUGACCCCUUAGCGCAUCUUUUACGCACUCGACCCGCUGUCCGUCCCUUAAAAGCUCACAUUCCGCCUGUUUGCGCUUGAUUCGCGUGCUGAGAUCAUGGACACAGCACUUCUAAGGACCCAUAUUAUCUUCUCCCUGCUUCUCCUUUUCAUCCAAAUAGUUGUGGAAGCUGAACCGCUGGCCCAAGGCUUGAGGAGGCUCACCGAAGAUGUCGACUGGUCAUACUCAGGUACCCUAAACCAGCACAAGUGGGGUAAGAAGUAUCCAUCCUGUAACAGUCCCAGACAGUCUCCUGUGGACAUUGAUGAGACAUUUACCCAGGUUAGGCUGCUGUACCAGAAUCUACAGCUAGAGGGCUGGAACAGCUUGACAGCAGAGUCUACCACCAUUCACAACAACGGGAAGACUGUGGCAAUCGAUGUGGAUGGGGAGUUCUUUGUGAGUGGCGGAGGGCUGAGGUCCAGGUUUCGUGUUGGCAGAAUCACCUUCCACUGGGGUCGCUGCAAUGCAACAUCAGAUGGGUCUGAACACAGUCUGAAUGGAAUGAAAUACCCUCUGGAGAUGCAGAUUUAUUGUUACAAUUCAGAGGAGUUCCAAAGUCUGGAUGAAGCUAUAGAGAAAGGAGGAAGGGUGGCUGCCUUAGCUGUGCUGUUUGAGAUUAGCUUGGAAGAUAAUGAGAACUUCAUUCCUGUUGUGGAAGCCAUUAACACUGUCAACAGGUUUGGUAAGAGUGGGUCAGUGGAAGCAUUCACCUUGAGGUCCUUGCUGCCAAAUAACACAGACAAAUACUACAUCUACAAUGGCUCACUGACUUCUCCCCCAUGCUCUGAAAUUGUGGAAUGGAUCGUCUUUAAGCACGCUGUGCCCAUAUCGGAAACACAGCUUGAGGUGUUUUGUGAAGUGAUGACUAUGGAGCAGGCUGGUUAUGUGAUGCUGACGGAUUACCUGCAGAACAACGUUAGAGAGCAGCAGCAGCAGUUUAUGGGUCAGGUGUUUGCCUCUUACACUGGAGUCGAGGAGGUGCUCACACCCACCUGCAGUUCUGAGCCACAGAAUGUUCAGGCUGACGCUCAGAAUGACACCACCAUCAUGGUGACCUGGGAGCGUCCCCGUGCAGUGUAUGACACAACCAUCGACUGGUACACUGUCACAUACCAGAAGCUGCAGGGCCAAGACCAGCGCAAGCAGGAGUACAGGACCGAUGGAGACCAGGAUGUGGGUGCCAUCAUCUCCAACCUGCUGGCCAACAGCAGCUAUGUGGUCCAGGUGGUGGCUGUUUGCACCAAUGGACUCAGAGGACGAUGGAGCGACCAGAUAAUCGUAGACAUGCCAUUGGAAGACCCAGAAAGUGAUUCUGACCCUGAAGCUGUCACAAAGGAUUUAGAAGGAAACAAGGAGCUUUCGUCCAUAGUCAGAUGGGAGAAGCCAGUGAAGCAGAAUCCGAUGCAUUUAGCUUCAGAGGACAACAGCCCAGUGGAGGAGAUUCCAUUGGAGCAGACCAGAGUUUACCAGAACCAACCUUCAUAUGAUGAGAACCAGCCCACAGACCGAACCCAAGCCAGCCAGAACAUUCCAGUCCAAGAAGGCACCACUCCAACCCCAAAGACACCCACCGAGGCCCCAGUUUCUCAGAAUGUCAGAAAGAAACAGGGUAAAAAACCACACGAUGUGGAUCAGAACUGGAUUGAAGGUGACCAGAUGAUGAACCGGCCCUUCACUAAUGCAGGCUUUGAGGGCAAUAGCGCAAUAUGGGUUACCACUGAGCUAACCGAACAACCAGGCUUCCUAUUUCCAGUUGUUCGGACAACCUCUCUGCCAGCAAUUCGCCGGCAAAUCACAGAAGAGGCAUCGCUGUCAGUGCUGCCACAUGAGACAAGAGAUCAAGGCCCGCCACACCAAGCUAGUGGAAAUAGCCUCCCUUCUGCUUCACCAGAGCUCUACACAACUCCUAUGGAGGAUAUCCACAUCACAGAUGUCUUCUAUGAAGACACAGUCAACAACUCUCCACAGGAAAUCAUCACCUCCCCUCCAACGAUGUCUGCUUCUGCAGUGCCAGGUUAUAUAGUAGACGAAGCCUUCCCACCGCCCUCUGAAGAUGACGUUGCCCCUGUAAAUGAGCCCCUGCCAAAAACGCUACCCUCCUCAUCUCUUUGGAUCACAGAAAAGGCGGCGACCCCCAGCAAUACACUUGCCGAUUCAGUUUACAAGUCCUUCACCACUUCCUCUCUCCUCAGAGUGCUGAUGCAUACAACUCAGCCCAUGUUCAAUGCAAAUACAGCCACAUCAACAGUUGAAGACUCGACCAUUGAUGCCUCGCCUGGCUUCACACACACUCAAAAGGGAAUUAUCAUCGACCCUGCGGUUGCAACAGUCUCUGAAUGGGCAUUCUCUGCUGAAGGAGAGUUAUCUAGUGUAAUCACUCCAUUACAGACACCCUUCAGCAAAGAUCCUGCCAUCUUCCAUCUUUUUCCUGUCCUCCAUGAAAACAGGAAAAGUGGUGUUAUCGUUCAUCAUAAUGACAAGUCCUCUGAAGAGCCCACUUUUGUUCCUUUACAGACUGAUGUAGAAAACCCUCAAUUCUCUACCACGUCUUCACAGGAUCAAUUAUUUGCCACUUAUUCCCUUCCUAAUUCUGGUUGGAGUACCAUAAACCCGUCAAAAACAAACACUGCUGAUGAAGAAAAAAACAAGUCUCCUCAUUCUCAAAGUGAUAGCAAGAUACGGGAAAUGGAAGCCAGGGCGGAUAAACAAAUUGAUAACUACAAUGUCAGUGCAGUAACAUUUUUCUUUAAUUCCAAAAGUCUGGAUUUGUCAGAGAGUUCAGGGGAAGACAGUGGAUCAGGCUCUGGCCUUGGCAGAAAUGGCUUCAGUGAGGAAAUCAAUGAAGCUGGUGCAGUUAAAACUGAAUUUUCAGUGUUUGAAAUUUCAACUAUUAGCUUCGAGGACAAAAGUAGAUCACCAGUAACUAAGAUGGUCACUGAUAAUGAUAGAUCAUUGAUCAAUGAUAGGGAUGGAACAAAAAGCAAAAACUAUGAGAAUGAAAAAGAGGCAAAGAUAUGGGAGAAUGAAAGUGAGCUAAACAGAGAGGAAGGAGAAAAUAUAAGAGAAAGGGGAGUAAGAAAUGAGAGUUUAAGAAAUACUGAGGAGAUGCUGAAAGAAAAAAAGAUAGUGGCAAGUGUAUUAGGAACGACAAUAUAUGGUGAUACCCGAAGCGGGGCUGAGGAUGUCAGUGGCUCUGGAGAGCACGAUGGGCUUGACCUUAGAGAAAAUCUAAAGGUACUUAAUAACAGUAAAAAAGGUUUCAGAACUGUAGGUGACAAUAAUGCCAAAGGUCUCAAAGGUAAUUUUUCAAAAAGUGAAAAAGCAGAGUCCGUACUAUUUGACCACAGUGAAGAACAAGGCCAUGGUGACAGCAUUGAUAAACACAAUCAAAACAAAAGCCUUACCAGUCCAUUUUUAGGGGUUGAAUCUGCUUUUGAGAAUAAAGAAUACAUAAAGGGAGGUACUAAAGAGGACAAAGAGGCUAUAGCUGAAGCCGGGGGGAAGGAGUUCACCAGUGUAGAUGGGUUACUGUUCGAUGGUGCAAGAAACCCUGAGUUGGGACCUCUUGUUCCUCUGGUCAGACUGACGGACACCAGCAAGGCAACGGAGGAGCAACUGGAAGAGCGAAGCAACAGCAGCCACGAGUCUCGGGUCGGACUUGUUGAGGGUGUGGACAGGGAGAAGAGGACAGUCAUUCCUCUGGCUGUCGUAUCCACUCUCACCAUCCUUUGUCUGCUGGUACUAGUGGGAAUACUCAUCUACUGGAGAAACUGUUUCCAAGCAGCUAAUUUCUACCCAGAUGACACAUCCCCUAAAGUUGUAUCUGCUCCAUCUACACCCCUGCUGUUGGCCACAGAUGGUCACGAGCCGCUGACAGUGAAGCAGUUUGUGAAGCAUGUCAUGGAGCUCCAGACCACCAACACUUUCUCCAAGGAAUUUGAGAUUGUCAAAGAGUCCUAUGAGGAGGUGCAGGCAUGCACAGUGGACAUGGGCAUCACUACAGACAGCUCUAAUCACCCUGACAACAAAAACAAGAACCGAUACAUCAACAUACUGGCCUACGACCACAGUAGAGUUAAGCUCUCUAACAGUUUGGACAGAGAUGGGACAUGCGGGGACUACAUCAACGCAAACUUUGUUGAUGGUUAUGAGCGGACGAGGGCAUACAUCGCAGCUCAGGGGCCUCUAAAAUCAGGCAGGGAGGACUUUUGGAGGAUGAUCUGGCAGCAGAAUGUUGGAGUUAUUGUCAUGAUCACCAAUCUGAAGGAGAAAGGACGGACAAAAUGUGAUCAGUACUGGCCAGAGGAGAACCAGGAAGAAUAUGGGCCUUAUCAGGUGACACUGAAAAACACCAAGACACUUGCUUACUACACACUCCGGAUGUUUACUGUCAGGGAUACUGGAAAUAAGGUAUCUCAAAGGAGGGUCGAACACACAGUCCUCCAUUACCAUUACACCCAGUGGCCGGACAUGGGCGUCCCAGAAUACACUCUGCCCGUCCUCUCCUUCAUUAGAGCGUCCUCCAGGGCCCGCACGCAGGAGAUGGGACCUGUGUUGGUACAUUGCAGCGCCGGUGUGGGAAGGACAGGAACCUACAUUGUGAUAGACAGCAUGCUGCAGCAGAUCCAGGAUCAAGGGACAGUGAACGUUCUUGGCUUCCUGAAACAUGUCCGCACACAGAGGAAUUUCCUGGUUCAGACAGAGGAGCAGUACAUAUUCAUCCAUGAUGCCUUAGUUGAAGCUAUUUUGAGCCGGGGCACCUUGGUGACCUCUGACCUCCUACACAAUUACGUCUCUGACCUGCUGACCCCUGGUGCCACAGGCAGGACACGUAUGGAUAAACAGUUCAAGUUAAUUAGUCAGCGUCAGGCGAAGCACGCAGACUACAGCACUGCCCUGAAAGAUGGCAACGCUGAGAGGAACAGAGCCAGAGCUCUAAUGCCUGUGGAGAGAUCAAGAGUCACUCUGACUGCUUCAGAAUCAAACUCCACAGGCUACAUCAAUGCAUCCUACGUGAUGGGACAUCACUACACUAAGGAGUUCAUAGUGAGCCAGACUCCUCUGAGCAGCACGGUGGCAGAUUUCUGGAGAAUGAUCUGGGAACACAAUGCACAGAUCGUUGUCCGUCUGCCAGACUCAAACAGCCAGAGAGACGAAGAGUGUCGUGCGUACUGGCCCAGUAAAGAGCAGCCCCUGAGCAUUGAUGGCUUCACUGUGUCAUACUCCAGGGAGGAGCACAUGUGUCUGUCUAAUGAUGAGAGACUUUUAGUGCAGGAGUUCACAGUCCAGUCUCCACAGAACAAUUAUGUGCUGGAAGUGCGUCAGUACAGCACCACCUGCUGGCCCAACCCAGACAGUCCGAUCAGAAACAGCUUUGAUCUCGUUAACAGAGUCAGAGAACAGAGCACGCACACACAGGGACCGGUGAUCGUACAUGAUCCUUUGGGAGGUGCUACGUCAGGACUGUUUUGUGCCCUCACCACCCUGUCCAAUCAGCUAGAGGAGGAGGGAUCGGUAGAUGUCUACCAAGUGGCACGGAUGACCAACCUCAUGAGGCCAGGGGUAUUUAAUGAUAUAGAGCAGUACCAGUAUCUGUACAGAGCGGUGUUGAGCCUGGUGAGCAGUCAGGAGGACCAGAGAGCUCUACAGAAUCCAGAGACCAACGGAUCUGUACCACUGGGCCAGACCAACAUCGCAGAAAGCCUGGAGUCGCUCAUGUAGACAUCCACACAAAAAUGUGCAUGAAAGAGAAAAUAAAUCACACGAGCGCACAUUUGAGAUUAUGAGAAGAAAAGAGUACGUCUGCUGAUCAUGCUAAUACUCUUAAUUACUGCAUAUUCAAGAAUCAUUAUUUAUACGAUCAAUCUAAUGAACGUCAUUUAAUCUAAAAGACUUCAGCUCUAAAGUCUUUUCCCUUUCAAUCACUUAUUAUGAAGAAAAAUCUUACUCUGCCCGACAAGAGAUGAUGAAACACCUGAAAGUGUCCUUUUUGUUAUGUUAGCAUGCACAGCAGACAAGGCUACACAAUCUACCAGAUCAGAGAAAAAGGUACCUCCUGCUUCUAAGGGACCCUUUGUAAGUGAACAACAAACAAAACUGUGCAACAUUUAUAACAAUACAUUAUUAUUUCAUGUUUAAUCAUUAUUAAAAGCAUUAGUUCGAAUUAGGUCUGGCACGGUGGUUAGCACUGUUGCAUCACAGUAAGAAGGUCCUGACUUCAAUUCCAUCAGGCCGGGGUCUUCCUGUGUGGAGUUUGCAUGUUCUCUCCAGGUACUUUGGCUUCCUCCCACAGUCCAAAGACGUGCAGUUAGUGGAGUAAGGCUAAUUGGAAACUCUAAAUUGCCCAUAGGUGUGAAUGGUUGUCUGUGUCUGUGUUAGCCCUGCAACAGACUGGCGACCUGUCCAGGGUGUACCCUGCCUCUCGCCCUAAGACAGCUGGGAUAGGCUCCAGCUCCCCUGCGACCCUGAAAGGAUAAGUGGAAGAUGGAUAGUUGGAAUUAGGUGAUAGUGGUAAGACAGUCUCCAUCUCUGUAUCUGACACUGGUCAGUUUGAAGUUUUUUUGUUUAUUUCUAAUGACAGAUCCAUUAUAGUUAAAUUCAAUCUGUCUAUUAAUGUUUCUUUUAUCCAUUUUUUCUUUCAUUUUAUUAGUAUAUUCUUUUAUUACCGUCAUAGGUUACACCUUCCUUCUAAGAGAAAAGAAAUCAAUAUUAGAGAAAUGCACAGGCAAAAUGGAAUUGUAGAAAUGCCAAUAAAUGUAGAUAAAGUGCAAAUUCUUACUUUAUUGUUAAAAAGGGAAACAAUGCAAGACAACCCUCCGUUUCCCUGCAAAAUAUCAAAUGCACUACACAUUAACCAGCACAUUCUGGGGCUUAAACUACCACGUAUCCUUAAUUAGAAUCACGUUCUUACUAGCCAAACCUCUCCGAGGCCUCACUGGUGAGAACUGAAGCAACUGCUCGUUUUUUUUUUAACGUUUACGUCACCUUGCAACUGGCUCCAUUGUCUGUGGUACCCAGUGCCUUUUGUACGUCUCGUUAUUGUUGUUUUUUUUUAGUGUGACUAAUAUGCCAAAAUCCUGGUGAGGUGUUUUUAUCUAUUUUCUUAAAGGUGAUCCCCUGUGUUGUUGAUCUUGUUAAAAAACUGCCAUGAGUUUCAGCUGUUUUGUUUAAAAAAGGAAAAAAAGAAACAAAAAAAGUCCAAAUCUGGGAUUUAAAGUGAUGCGCGGCUCAAAAUCCAUUUGAAAAUAAAUCAUAAGUGAUGACAUUUCUUAUUUUCUUAUAGAUGUAGGCAGAGAUUUUUUUUUUGCCAUCAUGUUGUAAAAAAUCACCGCUGUGAAACGAGACAAGGGAGUGGGAAGUAAUAGAAACUGCCGAUAUUCUUGAUAUUUUGGGAGGCUUAACGUUCUGUUAAUACUAAGCGGCACAGGCUGGCAAUGAAAUUCUUGGUAGCACUUGCUGUGACUGUUUCCAUUUUUCUAAAAGGGUAUUUUAGAAGUAUUUUUUAUUGCAUCAGACACGUUUAGCCAACUUGUGAAUCCUUUUCUGGUGUAAAUCACAGAGACCGCAGCUGAACACGCUCAGAGCAGUCCUAACUGGAAUAAAAAGUCUUUAUGUGUAAAUAUCCCAGAAUACUUUAAAGGCCAAAUUACUGUAUGUUUAUACUGUACCUCUACAUAUUUUCUAUUUUACUACAAAAAGUGAUUUUCUAGUCCUUUCCACACACACAUGCACACACACACAUACAUAUAUAUAUAAAACUGUGUGGAUUCUAUUUGAUAAUUUUAGCCUGGAAAAAUUGAUCAUGUUUAUAGUUUUAAUGAAAUUGCAUCUCUUUUUAUCUCUAUAAUUACAGUAGCAGCUUAAUGUCUACACCUUUAUCUCCAGCUAUGAACUGGUGCUGUAUGUAUAAUGCAACAAGAUUAAAGAUUUGUUCAAACUUU